This is a messenger RNA of Oncorhynchus keta (chum salmon), 2861 nucleotides long. Its product is annotated as anti-Muellerian hormone type-2 receptor-like. NCBI's taxonomy places the organism in Eukaryota, Metazoa, Chordata, Actinopteri, Salmoniformes, Salmonidae. Gene Ontology annotation, cellular component: plasma membrane; signaling receptor complex. The coding region runs from base 654 to 2129 and encodes 491 amino acids. The record is from RefSeq and is a predicted model, not a curated record. The transcript has 12 exons. Gene Ontology annotation, biological process: BMP signaling pathway; protein phosphorylation; cellular response to growth factor stimulus. Gene Ontology annotation, molecular function: ATP binding; transforming growth factor beta receptor activity.
UAUUGAGAACAGAUGUUUCAUCAAUGAGAAAAUUAGAAGAAUGUCGGCCCAGUUUCAGCCAGUUCCAUCCUCUCACCACCAUAUUGGGGGGGUGAGAAAACGUUCUAAACGGAUGUUUCGACUUUAUAGCUCAUGUGACGUAUCUGAGUUACCCCUUCUGUCUGUGGUAUGGUUGACAGAGAUGAGGUAAGGGGGGCAGGGGAUGUCUAUGAGGGGGCAUACAGGAGGAGAAGGAAACGUGCCACAUCGAUAAAGGUCACAGGUGUGUGAUAGUGAAGGGGGGCUGGACUGCGUGGGAAACUCAGGUUCCAUUCCCAUCCCAGCUCACAGACAUCAGACCUAGCCAGCAGUCAGCUCACAGACAUCAGACCUAGCUUACAGUCAGCUCACAUACAUCAGACCUAGCCAGCAGUCAGCUCACAUACAUCAGACCUAGCCAGCAGUCAGCUCACAGCCAUCAGACCUAGCCAGCAGUCAGCUCACAGACAUCAGACCUAGCUUACAGUCAGUUCACAUACAUCAGACCUAGCCAGCAGUCAGCUCACAGACAUCAGACCUAGCCAGCAGUCAGCUCACAGACAUCAGACCUAGCUUACAGUCAGCUCACAUACAUCAGACCUAGCCUACAGUCAGCUCACAGAGAGACAGAACAAAUGUGGUUGUAUUUAGUCAUCUUUGGAUGUCUGCCACUGUGUGUUCCUGCUCCAGCGGUGGAGCAGGGAAGGAGUUGUGUGUUCCUGACCAGUUCCCGUAACUCCAAGAAAAUGGAGGAGGGUCGCCUUAACGGUACAAUCCAGUACUGUGCCCACACUAACUGCUGUGUGGGCUUCUUUCGUAUUAUCGCGGGCCAGCCAGUGGCAGAACUACAAGGUUGCAAAAUGGUAGUCGGUGGCUGCCUAGAUCCUACCUGCUUUACAUCAACCACCCAUUUAGACUACAUUAGAUGUGAGUGCAGCUCAAACCUCUGUAAUGGCAACAUCACGUGGAACGCAGAAGAGAAGCAACCUCAACGCAAACACUCAUCUCACUCUGCAGACAUGGUCACGGCCCCUGUGGUUGUCCUUGGGAUGUUACUGUGUACCCUAGUGGUGGCAGUUAAAUGCAGACAUCGUUUCAGAGGUUACGAUGACAAGCAGCAUCUAUCUCUGCCAGAGGAAUCUCUUACCUCACUGUGCUCAUGUCACACAUCAAAACAGUCUGAUAUGGACCUGACCAGCAUGGAACUACAACAGGAAAGUAUUCACAUUGUGGGUAGUGGUCACUUUGCGUCGGUGUGGCAGGGAAGUUACCAAGGGACUACGGUGGCUGUGAAGGUGUUCCCCACCUGGUGCAGACAGGAGUUCACAGUGGAGAGGGAAGUGUACGGACUACCACACCUGGUGCAUGCUGGGAUUGCUCACUUCCUGGGAGCUGGCAGGAAGUCAGAUAGCGGAGACUGUGUCCUGCUCCUGGAGCUAGCCACAUGCGGCUCUCUCAGUUCCUUCCUGUCCAAGAACAGCAGUGACUGGACGACAACACUGAAGCUGGCCCAGUCUCUGUCUGAGGGACUGGCUUACCUGCAUUCUGACUUCUACAGGCAUGGGGUGCACAAGCCAGCGGUGGCCCACAGAGAUCUCAGUAGUAACAACGUGCUAGUGAGGGACGAUGGUACCUGUGUCCUGUGUGACUUUGGCUCUUCCACCAUCCUGCGCUCGUGCGCCGGUCCACACAGCUGGCAGCACUACAUGGUUAACGUACAGAGCCAGGUGGGGACGUUGUGCUAUAUGGCCCCCGAGCUCCUGGAUGGCUGCGUGAACCUGAGCAGUGGCUGGUGUCUCAUUCAGGGAGACGUCUACUCCUUCGGAACGCUGCUUUGGGAGCUGCUGAUGCGCUGCUCAGACCUUUUCAUAGGCUGCCCAGUGCCAGAACACAGACUGCCUUAUGAAGAGGAGCUAGGGGCCAGUCCGUCUUUAGAGCAGCUCAUAGUCCAUGUAUCUGAGAGAAGGGAACGUCCUUCAGUACCCAAACACUGGCAACAGGGCUUGCAUGACAUUCUGUUGGACAGUUGGGACCAUGACUCAGAUGCCAGACUGACAGCCCAGUGUGCCAGGGACAGACUAGUGUCUCUUCCCCCCUGUUGCUCCAUAUGAUAUAUAUAUAUAUAAUAUUUUGGGAUAUGUAAUUAUUCCUUAGUCUAGGACCAGACUGACAGCUCAGUGUGCCAGUCUCUACUCUCAUGUUGACGUGUGUGUGGUAUUCUAUUGUAUUAUAUUCUAUACUAUUCAAUAAUAUUCUCUAUACUAUUCCAUUCUAUAAUAUUCUAUUCUAUACUAUUCUCUUGUAUUCUAUUCUAUUCCAUUCCAUAAUAUUAUAUUCUAUACUAUUCUCUUGUAUUCUAUUCUAUUCCAUUCCAUAAUAUUCUAUUCUAUACUAUUCUCUUGUAUUCUAUUCUAUUCUAUAAUAUUCUAUUCUAUACAUAGUCACCUCAUUAUUGUCACUGUCACAGUUGGAAUAGAUGUGUCUGCUUGCUAUUUCAUUGACGUAGACAUUUCAUACUUUUUGGUUUAUUUUACCUAAUGUUUGUGCAUGCAGAAAAUGUACUGUAGUGAAACUCUAUUGGGCUCUUGCUAAAGACUUGUUUGACAUUUGUUGUAGAAUCCUAUAAACCUAGUGGUAAACCGCACAGCAGAAUCAGACGUUCGGUUGCUAAGUUACGACUGAGGUCAAAGCUGCUUCUAAAUCUACAUUUUAUUUUGGAUCACAGUAAUAUCCUCUGACAUUUUUAUGUUGAUAUUUGUACGGUGGAGGACAGAAACGUGAUUGGAUUAUCUUUACUGAUUUUGUGCAGAAGGCUUGAAUAAAGCUCAUAGUGAUGAACAUCA